Solanum dulcamara is the source of this 1994-nucleotide messenger RNA. RefSeq names its product transcription factor GAMYB-like. The transcript has 5 exons. NCBI's taxonomy places the organism in Eukaryota, Viridiplantae, Streptophyta, Magnoliopsida, Solanales, Solanaceae. The record is from RefSeq and is a predicted model, not a curated record. Bases 262 to 1707 code for a protein of 481 amino acids.
AAAACAAAAACCCCACUCCCAACCCCGCAAACCCCCCAAAAAAGAAGUUGUUUGAACCACGUCCAAACAUGAUCAUUUUGCAAAGGAGCCUGUGGAGUGACUGAGGCUACUUGUUGAUUUGGAAGCAAUGAGUUGUAGACGGCGGUAUUGGGAUCAAUGGGCACCGAAUGAGAGAAAAACAAACAAACAAAAAGCUGAACUGAUCACCAGUGGUUUGGUCCAAGACACUGUCGGCAACUUCUUCAGCUGUUGUCAUUCAGGAUGACUUCAGAAGUUGGCAUAGAUUCAACAUCUGUUGAAGCAGCUAGUGUUGGAGGAAAUAUAGGAGAAGGUGUCCCACUUAAAAAAGGUCCUUGGACUAAAGCAGAAGAUGCGAUGUUAAUUGAUUACGUCACAAAAUACGGGGAGGGGAAUUGGAGUUCUGUCCACAGGCGAACAGGACUUCCUCGUUGUGGGAAAAGUUGCCGUUUGCGGUGGGCAAAUCACCUAAAACCAGAUUUAAAGAAAGGUGCUUUCACUCCGGAGGAAGAGGAACUCAUAAUUGAAAUGCAUGGUAAAAUAGGAAACAAAUGGGCACGAAUGGCUGCCGAGUUCCCUGGCCGCACAGACAAUGAUAUAAAGAACUUCUGGAACACCAGACUAAAGAGACAACGGCGUGCAGAAAAACUUAUGGACCCUCCAGGUGUUUUUUUCCAGGAAUUUAGUGAGGACAAACAAAAUAAAGAGCUGGCCACAUCCUCCUCUGCAAAUUCAAAUCCUGCACUCUUGCCUAUUAACAAUUUUGAGAUUCCCACUGUGGAAUUCAAAAAUUUUGAACUUAGUCAGCAGUUUUAUUCUCCGGGGCUUCUUAAUAUUGGUUCUAGUAGCUUUCUUGAUAUUCCUGCAACUAGCUUACUGGAUCAGGGUUUCAAUUCUUCCUGGAAUAUUCGUUCUGUCCGCUCAACAGUUCAUCCAUCCAAGCGUAUACGGGAAUCAGAAUUUUGGUUCUCUGAUCUAAAUGUUGAUCUUUCUCAAGCUCACCAUCAAUAUCAAAAUAAUGGUUCUCUGUUUACUCAAUCCUUGGGGCUUGCUUCAUCGUAUACUCAUAGUCUGACAUCUUAUCACCACCCAUCAUUUUCAGUUGACAUUCCUGUUAACCAUGCCCCUUUAAAUGGCAACGCCUCUUCUUCAGUACCUAGCUGGGAGUAUACAAUGGAGCUCCCUUCAAUCCAAACUCCGAUGGAAAGUUGGGAUUCACCUUCCUCAAUUCCUUCACUUGAGUCCUUCAAUACUUUGAUUCAGACUCCUCCAAAUGAGUAUACUAAUUCGUGCAGCCUCUCACCCCGAAACAAUGGUCUAUUGGACGCCAUACUUUAUGGUUCACAAACAUCCAAAGCUUCAAGGAAUAAUUCAUAUCAAGAGACUUCUCGUGAUAUAGUACCUGAUUCUUGUCCUGUCCUCCGGCAGAUUCAAUGGGGAACUAACACUAACGCAAUCUCCCCUUCAGGUCAUUCUAUUACAUCGGUGUUAAAUGAAUACACCCCUAGCAGUGGAGGUUCAUUGGAGGAGCACCAGUCGAUAGCGCCUUUCAUUGGAUACGAUGUUAAUCAAGAGAUGGCUAACUUCGCUCCCACUGCUUGGAAUGACGAUACAUCAAACUACCAUUUGUUUUUGGGGACUGAUUGGUACUUUGAUCCAACUGUUUGGCCUCACAGCAGAAUGGGGUAAGAACCACAAAGAAAUCAAAUAUGCAUUUGGGGUCUGCUCCUUUUUUAUAGUUAUAGCAGGGACUUCAAGAAAAUAGCCAACUGAGUAGUCACAGUAUCUGGCGGUGGACGUGGUUGUUCUACCUCAACGAGAGCAUGAUUUCCGAACAUAAUUUUGAUAAAAAUGUAAUUUCCUCAGCUUGCACAGCAAUACAAGACAAUGUAACAUUUUGUGUCCUCUGUAAUCCUUUUCUGUUGUACUGCUGAAGCUGGUUUCUGGAUAUAAAAAUGUACGUAUUACCAGUGUUU